Messenger RNA from Miscanthus lutarioriparius, 1002 nucleotides. The record is from the annotation of a GenBank genome assembly. Lineage: Eukaryota; Viridiplantae; Streptophyta; Magnoliopsida; Poales; Poaceae.
AUGGCCGACGGCGGCAGCGGCGAGCCGGGGGCCGGCGGUGGGUCGGCGCCGGUGUGCACUUUCGUGAGGAAACCACCCAAGAACAUGCGGAAGCGCCCCGCCGCGCCCGCGGGAUCUGAUGACGACGACGACGACGGCGGCAGCGGCGCCCUCGCGGCUGCGCGCUUCAAGAAGGGGCCGCCGUCCUCAACCACUGGCAAGCUCGUUUUCUCCACCGCCGACGCCUCCUCCGAGCCGCGGCGCUUCCAGUACGAGUCGUCCCGGACGAUCCAGUCCACGGACACCCGCGCAACCGCCGUGCUCGAGACGGAGACGGAGUUCGACCGCGAUCCGCGCGCCAUCCGCGAGAGACAGCUCAAGCAGGCCGAGGAGUUCCUCAAGAAGAAUCCCUCCGGUGCCUCCGCCUCCGCUUCCGCUUCCGCCUCCGCCUCCGGGGAGGUGUACAAGGGGAUCCACGGCUACACGGACUACAAGGCUGGGUUCCGGCGGGAGCACACUGUGUCUAGCGAGAAGGCCGGCGGUUCGCACGGCCCGCUCCGGGCGGCCGCGCACAUUCGCGUCUCCCAGCGGUUCGACUACCAGCCCGACAUCUGCAAGGACUACAAGGAGACGGGGUAUUGUGGUUACGGCGAUUCCUGCAAGUUCAUGCACGACCGAGGGGAUUACAAGUCCGGGUGGCAGCUCGAGAAGGAAUAUGAGGAGGCGGAGAAGGCCCGCAAGCGGCGCAUUGCCAUGGGCGGUGGGGAUGGGAGUGAUGAUGAGGCAGCAGAUGAGGACGAGGAUGAUGAGGAGGCGCUGCCCUUUGCCUGCUUCAUUUGCCGGCAGCCAUUCGUUGAUCCAGUGGUCACCAAAUGCAAGCACUACUUUUGUGAACAUUGCGCUUUGAAGCACCACUCGAAGAACAAGAAGUGCUACGUCUGCCUCAAACCGACAGGGGGCAUCUUCAACGCUGCACAGGAGAUCCGCAAGAAGAUGGCACAAGACAAGAAGCAGCAGGAGUAG